CGAUGGUGCGGUGGCUGUACCUGUCAGGGCUGGUGUUCGCCGUGCUCAUCCCGGCCGGGUGCCAGGUGGCUCCCGAGGACUUGGAGGACCUGUCCAGCAGAUGGAAGUUGUCUGGAGCCCAGAACUCCCAGGGCUUCCUGUCCCACAUCAAGCGGCACUCGGAGGGGACCUUCACAAGUGACUUCACGCGGUACCUGGACAGGAUGAAGGCCAAGGACUUCGUGCAUUGGCUCAUCAACACAAAGAGGUACAAUUAACAGCAGAUCCAGGCAGCAGCUUUCCAGCCGUGUCCACGCAGGAAGGUUGGGCCUCUCCUCACCUGCCAGGAUCGGAGCUCCACGGGAAGGAUUCACCCAUCACCCAUCAGCCUGUGAUCCCUGGGAGCUCCACGGGAAGGAUCCACCCAUCACCCAUCAGCCUGUGAUCCCUGGAGCUCCACGGGAAGGAUUCA
Messenger RNA from Taeniopygia guttata (zebra finch), 451 nucleotides. RefSeq names its product pro-glucagon (gene GCG2). The record is from RefSeq and is a predicted model, not a curated record. Gene Ontology annotation, molecular function: glucagon receptor binding; hormone activity. Gene Ontology annotation, biological process: adenylate cyclase-modulating G protein-coupled receptor signaling pathway; positive regulation of insulin secretion involved in cellular response to glucose stimulus; negative regulation of apoptotic process. Gene Ontology annotation, cellular component: extracellular region. Lineage: Eukaryota; Metazoa; Chordata; Aves; Passeriformes; Estrildidae.